GCUACCACAACACUUUGGGGCGGGCAAAUAAGUUCGCAAAACAACCACUAAGUGUCUUUUUAAGGUUAAAAUUCACUUAAGCAGGGGAUGACAGACGAAAGAAUGAAGCUCCAGGUGGUUCCGCUCGGUUCUAUCACCAUAGGCCCGAAGUCCUGGCGCGACAGUACCGUUCGCUCCAUCCGACGUGCAGAGCAACUCGUGCGGCAGACCCGAGCUGGCCCACCCGCUACCUGCGUCCAGCCCCGGAACUACAGCGCCUCAGCUGGUCACAAGGCGAAGUGCAGCGACAACAUGCAAUCCAACGAAGGAAGAAAUAAGCUGCCAAGAUCUCAAACUGCAAAGUCAACGGGGAUGCCAAUGGCUCCAUUCCCACCCUCCAGCUUGCGUGAGCAGUGUGCAGCAGCCAGCGUGGCGGUGGCCAGCGAGUACAUGCGCCAGGUGCGAGACGUGGAGGUCCGGCUGCGCAGACAGGCGGGCAGGGUGAACCAGGAGGUCGUCAAGCUGGAGAAGGAGAAAGGUCACCUGCAGAAGAUGCUGCACAGCCUCCAAACCAGUUUGGAGGUCAACAGGCGGAGCUCUGAGAGGAGAACCAAGAGGCCUGCCUUCUCUGAGACGGUGGGCUUAAAAUAAUGGAAUGUAACUUAAAGUAUGUUGUCGAAAUUCAAUUACAUUUCCCGAAACUUUUGGCAAUUUGACACUUUUUGUGAGUUUGAAAUGUACUUUUUAAAAGUAGAAUUUCUUUGUGAAUGUAUUUGAAAUACUCUUACAGGUAGAACCCUCAUAAAAGUACUCAUUUUCAAUUGAAAAAUAAAAUCAAAAUAAUAAUAGAAAAAAUGAUAACUAAAUACAAGUAGAUCCAAAGUCAAUACAGUAAACCUCGGAUAUAUCGGAUUCAAUUGUUCCCACUGGUUUUGUCCGAUAUAAGCGAAAUCCGUUAUAUGCGUAUACCGGAAAAUGUCCGUUUUACGCAUAUAUCGGAUUUAUAUCCGGUAUAUGCGUAAAUGGGAUUUUAUCCGUUAUAAAAAGGCACUUCCUUGACUAUGUUUCCAAUGUACCUGGACGCGCAGGCAACGCUGCAAACGCUGCAAAUGACGUCGUAUAGCGGCCUGUCACGAUUCGGCGAAUCGGAGCGCCACGAUGCGGCCAUCCGAUAUAUGCGAGGGAAAUUUCAUGGAAAUGCAUUGGAACGGGACUGGAGAUUUUGUCCGAAAUAGGCGAAAUCCGUUAUAAAAAAUCCGAUAUUCAUUCAUUCAUUUUCUACCGCUUUUCCUCACGAGGGUCGCGGGGGGUGCUGGAGCCUAUCCCAGCUGUCUUCGGGCGAGAGGCGGGGUACACCCUGGACUGGUCGCCAGCCAAUCACAGGGUACAUAUAGACAAACAACCAUUCACACUCACAUUCAUACCUAUGGACAAUUUGGAGUCGCCAAUUAACCUAGCAUGUUUUUGGAAUGUGGGAGGAAACCGGAGUACCCGGAGAAAACAUGCAAACUCCACACAGAGAUGGCCGAG
Doryrhamphus excisus (bluestripe pipefish) is the source of this 1509-nucleotide messenger RNA. NCBI's taxonomy places the organism in Eukaryota, Metazoa, Chordata, Actinopteri, Syngnathiformes, Syngnathidae. The record is from RefSeq and is a predicted model, not a curated record.